Messenger RNA from Leptidea sinapis, 4230 nucleotides. RefSeq lists its product as uncharacterized. Gene Ontology annotation, molecular function: protein-folding chaperone binding; ATPase activator activity. The record is from RefSeq and is a predicted model, not a curated record. Gene Ontology annotation, cellular component: mitochondrion. The coding region runs from base 396 to 1589 and encodes 397 amino acids. Gene Ontology annotation, biological process: [2Fe-2S] cluster assembly. The transcript is spliced from 4 exons. Lineage: Eukaryota; Metazoa; Arthropoda; Insecta; Lepidoptera; Pieridae.
UCUGUGGGCCUAAUCUAUAUUUGUUUACAACUUAAGACAAGUAAGGAAAAAUGGACUGAUUAUAUUAUACGAAAGACUAGGCGUAUGGUCUAUAGACUAUAGCCUGCCCUUAAUGGGCAAAUAAAAAAAAAAUAUGUACCUAUUAAUAACAUAAUAUCACAGUAAAUAAUAAUAAAUAUUUAAUUUUAAUCUUUGCAUCCAUUUGCAUCACACUAUGUUGAAACUUGAUAAUGAAUAGGUUUAAGUCUAGAAAAAUGAUGUAAUAAACUAAUAACGAAGAGUGUUUACUUUUUGUGGUUAUUAUUUGUAGUUGUGUUGACUAUGUAUUAACUUUCUUGGGAAUUAGUUUAUUUCAGUUGGUUAAAUUGAGUUAUGGACGUGUAAUAUUUAUAACAAUGAUUAAUAUUCUUCGAAUUAAAGCUUCGCAUCUUGUUCUGAAUCAUAUUUGUUCUCUUUCGUGUUGGUCGUGUGGUAAUAACAAUCCCUCGACGAUUGCAUAUUUAUUUUGUGAAAAUUGUAAAGUUCUGCAGAAACCUACCGAUGAUGUAAACUACUUUAAAAUAAUGGGUGUUCAUGAAACAUAUGACAUUAAUGAAAAUGAUCUAUCAAUGAAAUUUAAACAUCUGCAAAAACUCCUACAUCCUGAUAAGUUUGCUAAUAAAAAUAAAACAGAGCAGGAAAUAUCUGAAAGAUAUUCAUCACUUGUUAAUGAAGCGUACAAGACCUUAUUGGAACCAUUGUCAAGAGAUGUGUGUGGGAUCCGACGUAUGAACAAUAUAAAAAUACAACUUACAAACAAGACGAGGCAGGAAAUUGCAAAACUAUUGGAAUGUAAUGUUGAAGAAUUAAAAAUGAAUGAAAUUAAAAAAAAAAGAUGGACUCGCUUCUUGCAAGAUGCAAGAGAGAGAGAAAAAAACCGCCGAGAAAGGCAAAAAACAAUGAGUUCGAAAUCAGGCAGCGGUGCCGAUUGUACUUAUAAUUCUAAAUGGUUUGCAUUUAAAAGUAUGCACUUUUUGAUGGACAAAUAUAAACCGAGGAAAACAAUUGAUUUCGACACUAACCAAAAUAAAAACAUGGCUGAUGAGCAGGAGAAUCAGCGAAAUGAAGAAGAAACUGCGGUAGCGGUAGACCCUAAUGCAGGUACACAGUCAGAUUCAACAACACAUCCACAACCUGCAGCUUCAUUAGGAUCAAGAAACACCACAACACAAUGGCAACCUUCAACGUCUCUGCGAUCUGGAUCUGGCCACACGUUCAUACCACCAAAAAGAUCUAAACAUGAAGACCAUCGAGUAGCCGAAGCCUACCGUAUUUUAAAAGAUACACAUGAAUCAAAGAUAAGGGACAAGAGUCAAGCUUUUGGAAGUCAUGUUGCUUCAAAACAUUGUUGUGAAUAUUCGAAACGGACGAAAGCGUAUGUUGAACAUUACAUAAAUAAUAUACUGUUCGAUGUCGAUUUGGGGAAAUUUGAUGUUGAGUCAAAUUUCGCAUCAACUCCGAUGUCUUCAUAUUCAGACAAUUCAGACAGUUCACAAAAUGCAAUCACAGAUCAAUCUACCCAACCAGAUGGAAAACAGUUCAGAAAGUAAUGUGAACAUAGGCCAACAAUUACAAAUUCCGGAUGGUACCGCAACAGAAGAAACUAGAGAGUCUGCUGCAUUUUAUUAACAAUUUUAAGUAAUAUUUCGUUUCUAGUUACUUUUUUUGUGUACUUAAGUUCUCUGAUUGUUUUUUUUUAGUAAAUGUCUUAGUCUAAAAUAAAUUGUCUAAGUUUAUCUACUUACUUUCACUAAUAAUUACGGUCGUGAUAAUACGUGUGUGCUGUAUGUAUAAAAAUAAUAACAAAAUUGUUUACUUACCUUAGCAUAGUCUUGCAAUGUUUCAUUUAUCGUGGCACAUACUUCAGAUAUAGGAUUACAUAUUGUAGAUUUAGACAUUUUAGUAAAAUACAUCAGGCUUUCAUAGGAAUCUCCAGUUGCCAAAAAUCUCAAAGUCACUGCUAGUCUGUCAUAUGUAGGAAUCGAGUCUCUAAAAUUCGUACUUGAUUUCCGAAUUUUGUCGCUGAUCAGAGAUAGUAAAUGAUCAAAAUCCUCUGGCACAAUUCUAAUCCUUUGUAACCCACCAACGUCUCUUCCUUCUUUUAUUUUUGAGUUUUUGCGACAAAAUAAUAAAUGCAGCACUUGCAAUUAUGAUAUCGCUGUCAGAGUCAGACAUAGCGAAGCACUACCAAUACCAACCACAGAAUUGACACGAAUGAGCAAAGAAUAUUCGUUCAGAUGAUCUAUAGCUAUCGUUUACACUAAAAGAUUACGAAAUAAUGCUCUUGUUCUAGCUCUAGCUCUGUGUUCGUUUGAUGUAAAUCGACCUUUAAUUUAAUUGUGCCCUACCCUAAGCCCGUUCGCGUUCUUGACGGUCCGACGCGUUUGAAGUCAACGCGAGUAUCGAACAGGCAACAUCGCUUGUGUUCUAUCCGACCAGUGUCUUUGAACUUGAAGAGCACGGAAUGGCAACAUCGCAUUUUGAUGUGCAAAGAUUAAAGUUCAUUGAAUCAUUGAGUGUUGACCUAGCAACCCCGUGACCCGAUUUUACAAUGUACAGCAUGUUAAUAUUCGCUCAAAAUUAAAAGUCUACAUUUUGACCUAAUUAGUGCACCGAUUUCGUUCAUGUUUUGUAUAUCGUCAGCAAAUGCUAUAACAAGUAUGUGGCUACAUUUAAUUCAUAAAUGUAAAAUACAUACUGUAUAUUAGGUACUAUUAUUUAAUACCUAAGUAAAGGCCGGCAACGCACCUGUGAUUCCUCUGGUGUUACAAGAGAGUGUGGGCGGCGGUGAUCACUUAACAACAGGUGACCCGUACGCUCGUUUGUCCUCCUAUUUAAAAACAAAAGUACCUACUGAAAAGGGUUUAAUGGUUUAUAAUUUGACGCUAUAAAGCGCAGAAACUAAAUAAUAAUGUAACUUUAAAAGAUCUAAUGUAAAAACAGUGUUUUAAUCCUUUAAAAGUGUUUUAGAUAGUUAAAAGUUUAAGUCUGUUUUAUAUAAUUGUAAAUGAUGCAUGUUUUAAUAUAAUUAUAAAAUAUUGUUGAUUUCUUAUUCAUACGUUUAAUUCAAUUUGUAAAUAUUCCGAUAAUGUCUGCAUUCAAUAUAAUUCAAUACUUGUGUUUGUGUGUUCGAGGUGUGUUCAAAAAAUAACGAGAAUUUUUGUUUUAUGAAAAAAAUCUUUAUUUAUUCAUCAAUAUCUAUUUUGUCCCCUUCAAAGUAACCCCUCUCGGAUAUUAUACACUUGUGCCAACGCUUUUUCCAAUCCUCGAAACACUUUUGAAACUCUAUCUUUGUAAUAGCUUUUAGCUCUUUCAGCGAUUCGCUUUUAAUGUCAUCUAUGCUUGUAAAACGACGGCCUUUUAAUGCAAUAAUAAAUUCAUAUCCGUAAACCCAUGUUUCGUCACCUGUUAUAACACGUUUGAGUAGUUCUGCAUCGUUAUUAACUUCAUUUAGCGACUCCUGAGCAACUUCCAUUCGCCGCUGUUUUUGUUCGAAAUUUAACAAUUUUGCUGCCACAUGUUUCAUACCCAAAACAUCCGAAAAAAUUUCAUGGCAUGAGCCAACUGGUAUACCAACAUCAUCAGCGACUUCUCUGAUUGUGAUUCGGCGAUCGUUCAUAACCAUUUCUUUCACUUUUUUCACGUUUUCAUCGGUUGUUGAUGUGCUUGGGCAUCAAGGUCGUUCGUCAUCUUCAACGUUUUCGCGGCCAUCUUGGAAACACUUAUACCACUCGUAAAUCCUUGCUUUACUCAUAGCAGACUCACCAUAUGCUUUUGUUAACAUUUUACAAACUUCACUACACUUUAUUUCAUUUUUACGCAAAAUUGAAUACAAAUUCUUUGAUACAUUUUUUUUCACACACGAAAAUCGCCGAGCUCGAAAAACACGUCUAACGUUAGCGGCUGCCACUCAAAAAGUAAGCAAUGAAUAUUGCGGAAAAUUUUAUCGUACUUCAGGGGCAUGUGUACCAACAUAAUAAAAAAAAAAUUUUAUACAGGCGUACUCUCCAAACCCGCGAAAUUUAAAAAUUCUCGUUACUUUUUGAACACACCUCGUAUGUUAUUGAAAUGAGUGUAACACUUAUAAUUAAGCCAACACUUAGAAUUUAUUAUUUAUUGUUAUCAUAUUAUUAUGCUUUUGUUAGUGUUUGUCUUGUUGUUGUUAAAUAAAUAAAUAAAAAAACUCUAAAA